GUUGGACAGUGAUCAAUUAAGAGUACUUAAAUUCCAGGAAAGCAAUGGAGUGGGACUGGGGGGUUAUUAAUUAGAACUCAAUUACAAAUUAUAAGAUAUCUUCCUGUGCAGAAGAUAUGUUGGAUUUCCAUGUCUUACAGUCAUCUCCUGAGGCUUGUGGUAUGGUGUGGGAACAAAACAGUUUUGUCCAAAAUUUUAUGUUGCAAAUUGGGUUCACUGUAGAGGGACUGAUUCUAGUCCAGAGAGGGUUGUUCAGUGAAUCAUAUGAAAGGAUAACAAUUCUUUUCUUUUCUUUUUUUUUUUUUUUGGGUUUUCCAUUGUGACUAAUAAUUACUGGUAAAAAUUUGGUUUCUUUUCAUAUUGCAUGUUCAGUCUAGUCAAGAUGGUUUAUCUUGUCAAUUAUAGACUACUUAUAUUGGAAACUAGAUUAGCGCAUGAUUUCAACCUCUUGAUGUGAGAUAGAGAUAGAGAGAGAAAGCAAACAAGACUAAAAGAUUGGACCAAUGAAUUGAUAGGUAGAUUGCAUAACACAUCUAAGACAGAUUAAGGAACAGCAUUAUUUGUUUGUAAGAAAUAUAAUAGAAUUCUUUGGUUUUAAUUUAUGUUAUACUUUCUUCCUUUGUGAGUACACAGAGAGAGAAAAAUAUAAAAACCAAUGGAAUUUUUUCAUGGACCGACAAAGGAUUAUAAUGCUGCCAUUAAUGGAGGCGACAACCCUUCGAUUCCCCACUGAUCUUUGCAGCUACAUGAACAGUGAACCGUUUGCUCUUCAUAUAAUGCAAAGACAAACCUUCUUCUCCUCCUGGGUUAUAUCUAUUGUCCUCUCUUCUCCUUUUAUCUUCAAUACCCUUUUGCUCCUUUUGCCUUCCUACCUAUUAAACCUCCUCUCUCUCUCUCUCUCUCUCUCUCUCUCUCUCUUUCUGUCAUUAUCAUUAUCACUCUCUUUAUAGUUACAUCAAAACCCAUCUCUUCUUCUUGCAAUAAUAUUAUCUUGGUAUACUUAACUCCUCUUUUUUUAUCUCUUUAAUUAUCACUAUCUGGGGCCAUGGAUUUCCAACCCAAUACUUCUUUACAUCUAAGUUUACCAAACAAUAAUAAUAGCAACCAACUAAACCUAGAACUUGUACUUGAGCCAUCAUCUUCUUCUUCUUCAUCGCCACAUAGUUCUGCAGAGCCAAGGGUUUUCUCUUGCAAUUAUUGCCAAAGAAAGUUUUAUAGCUCUCAAGCUCUUGGUGGCCACCAAAAUGCGCAUAAGCUAGAAAGAACCUUGGCCAAGAAAAGUAGAGAGCUUAGUUCUGCUGUGCGAGCCCAUGGAGGGAAGUCCGGAUCAUCUAGCACGAGUGGAUUGAACCAUGUUCGACGCAAUCAACCAGGGUUCGAGCACCAUGGACAUGGUGGUAGGUUUAUUGAUGAUAUGAGCUAUGGGAGAAGGGAUUCUUGGUCUAUGGGAUAUAGGCCUGAAAAUGUUCAAGACGAAUUCAAUAAUCAGCUCGACUUGUCUUUGAGACUUUGAAUUGCUCUUGUUUUAGUUUUUUUUCUUUUACUUGAAGUUUUCCUCUUCAUUGUAUUUUAUAUGCAAUAUAUUUAAAUCUAAAGGAAGGAAAAAAAGAAAGGGGAAUUAUCACGAAAA
Ricinus communis (castor bean) is the source of this 1630-nucleotide messenger RNA. RefSeq names its product zinc finger protein 2. NCBI's taxonomy places the organism in Eukaryota, Viridiplantae, Streptophyta, Magnoliopsida, Malpighiales, Euphorbiaceae. The transcript has 2 exons. The record is from RefSeq and is a predicted model, not a curated record. Bases 1046 to 1513 code for a protein of 155 amino acids. Gene Ontology annotation, biological process: negative regulation of abscisic acid-activated signaling pathway.